Molecule: messenger RNA, 282 nt
Organism: Nematocida ausubeli
Lineage: Eukaryota; Fungi; Microsporidia
Exons: 1
Coding region: 1-282 (93 amino acids)
Source: RefSeq, a predicted model, not a curated record
AUGGGAACAGAAGUAAUUGCGGAAAGAGAAAAAGAAUUAAGGACUGCCUUACUAAGGGAAGACAGGGAAAUACUGCAGGAAUUAGGGAAGUAUUUGGAGUCAGUAGUAAUAUAUCUGGAGUCCAAGGAAGUUUCACCAGAGAAAUUAGACGAAGAAAUAAAAACAGAAAAAGAGAUACAUAAAAGGGCCUCAGAGGUAUUCAAAAAGGCAACAAACAAAGAAGACGUAGAGGAGGACACUAAUCAGCUCAUAUCCAUUAUAAAUUCACUCCUUCAGGCGUAG